Molecule: messenger RNA, 1416 nt
Organism: Nicotiana tabacum (common tobacco)
Lineage: Eukaryota; Viridiplantae; Streptophyta; Magnoliopsida; Solanales; Solanaceae
Product: purple acid phosphatase 17
Molecular function (GO): acid phosphatase activity
Source: RefSeq, a predicted model, not a curated record
UUUUUACUGCCUGCUUUUAAUAAUCUUUAAAUACCCCACAAAAUCCUAUACCAGUCGCUCUCUCAUGCAUUAUUCAUGAUUGUUUCAGCUUGGCCUAUAGAACAAUAAUUAAUCUUGUGUUCUAAUUGAAAUAACAGAUAUUCAGAUUUCUUGUUUGGUUUCUCUUUUUUUGUCAAUCUCAACAUAGAGCCAUGGCUAGUUUUUAUAAGAAAUCUAAGGUUCUGUUCCUUUUGGUGGUUAUUAGUUUUUUGAUUUCUUGUUCUAAUGCAACUGGACUUAAGAAAUUUGAACACCCAACUAAAGGUAAUGGCAAUCUUCGAUUCUUGGUUAUUGGUGACUGGGGACGUAAAGGCGAUUAUAAUCAAUCUGCUGUUGCUCUCCAGAUGGGAAGAAUAGGAGAGGAACUAGACAUAGAUUUUGUAGUUUCAACAGGUGACAAUUUUUAUGAUAAUGGAUUAACAGGGGAAGAUGAUCCAAAUUUUCUAGAAUCUUUUACCAAUGUUUACACAGCAAAGAGCUUGCAAAAGCAAUGGUAUUCAGUAUUAGGUAACCAUGAUUACAGGGGAGAUGCAGUAGCACAACUUAGUCCUUACCUUAGGAAAAUUGACAGUAGAUGGAUUUGUUUGAGAUCUUUCUUGAUCAAUGCAGAAAUUGCUGAAAUAUUCUUGGUGGAUACAACUCCAUUCGUGAAAGAGUAUUUUGUGGAAACAGAACAUACUUACGAUUGGCGUAAUGUGAUGCCUCAAAAAACAUAUACAGAAAACGUAUUAAAAGAUCUCGAGAAUGCAUUAAGUGAAUCAACAGCAAAAUGGAAAAUAGUAGUGGGACAUCAUGCCAUUAGAAGUGUAGGACAUCAUGGUGAUACUAAUGAACUUGUGGACCGUCUUCUGCCUAUCCUUAGGGCAUAUGAUGUAGAUCUAUACAUGAAUGGGCACGAUCAUUGCCUUGAACACAUCAGUGAUAGCGAAAGCCCCAUCCAAUUUUUGACGAGUGGAGCAGGAUCAAAGGCAUGGAGGGGAGAUGUGAAAUCCUUAAACAGAGAAGGAGUGAAUUUCUUCUAUGAUGGACAAGGUUUCAUGUCUGUCCAAAUAACACCAACUCACGUAGAGAUCGAGUUGUAUGAUGUUUUUGGCAAAGUUAUACAUAAAUGGAGUAGGCCUAAGCAACUGCUUCACACGGCUAUUUAGAUUUUGCAUUUUAUUUUUUUAGAAACAAGGAGGAUAGAUUACAAUAGACUAAUCGGCUUUUAUACAUGUGAAUGAAGUGAGGAUUCGUUCCUACUUGAUCGGGAUUGAAUGAUAAAAUUUUAGUAGUUGUAAAUAGUUGAAGAUAGAUGCGGAAGAAAUUGGCAUUUGAUUUUUGCAAGCCCUAAUUUUCUCCUACAAUAAUAAAAAUAGUCUAUUUGAUUUAGGGUUU